Molecule: messenger RNA, 2115 nt
Organism: Penicillium chermesinum
Lineage: Eukaryota; Fungi; Ascomycota; Eurotiomycetes; Eurotiales; Aspergillaceae
Exons: 5
Coding region: 1-2115 (704 amino acids)
Source: RefSeq, a predicted model, not a curated record
AUGGUGCGCGGGUCGCCUAUCCUCCCAUCCUCGGUGGGCGGAUCCUGUGAUGAGUAUCAUGGGGCUUUUCCAUCAUCACUAUACGGCCCGCCAAAGGAGCUGCCCGGCGGAGAUUCCAUCAAGGCGCAGCAUGACGGGGAUGGGAAUAACUUCGCUCCGUCCCAUGAUGUUGCCAGUCACCUGGAUAGAAUUAUCCAAAAAGCCAUUCGCAGUACUCGUUCUGAACGGCAAUCAGCCCUGGGUAUAUGCAAAUACAUCCGGCAAAAUGUCAAGCCCGAACUGGCUGGAAAUGAGCCCAAUUAUUACUCGGAGAAAACAAUCGUCAGCCACUUGAUCUCGAGCUCUGUCUUUGAGAUUGUGUAUGAUUAUGACCGCAAUGACAAAAUCAGAAGAGCCAGCAGCCCCAAAUGGAAGAUCAGAUCUGGUCUAGAAGGCAGAACAGCCACUCCGAGCUCAGCCGUCCAAGAACUGCCCGCUUAUCAACUGCCCGCUUACCCGGGAUGGGAGUCUUUGGACUAUUCCAGGAAGCGCAUUUCCAUAAAGGAGCUUCCGGAGUCCUAUUCUAUAUAUGAGAAGGAGUCACUGGGACAUGGAAGCCCCGUCGUCUUCUCGGUGCCCCCACAGUCCAAAGGGGGCACUGAGCUCCCCACCACCGAUAGCAAUGAUCCGCCAAAGGAGCGUGUCGUUACGAUUUCAGACACCAAAAGCAAUCUCGAAGUCCACGCGUCCGAUCGGAGCCCUGAAAGAGAAUUCCUUCCUCCACGAGCAUCGCCUGUCUGUUCUCCAUCCCAUUCACCUCAACUUGAAUCCAAUCAAACACUCCAGUGUAGCGCUGUACCUCGGAUCGGUUCUAAUGAGCCUGGGCUUCCGUCUCGCUCGAACAGGCCUUCCUUGUCCAUUGAUACUUCACUGAAGUCACAAUUUUGUGACUUCUCUGGUCAAGUGUCUAUCGAUGGUCUCUCGCAGGCAUCAACAACCGUCCCUGAGACUGACGAGGAAACAUUGGGGGAACAGCGGGAUCUGAAAGACCUGGGGCCUCUUUCAGGCGAUAGCCCUGGAAAAUAUUCCAAGAAUGAGAGCCCCGAUCGCUUCACUCCAUCCUCAUAUGAGGCUGCAGGAGCUUCUCCUAAUACUGGUCCAGCUGCGACUGGGGGAGGCGCAUCCUUUAACGGCUUCAGUCUCGGUCUCCCGUCUCGCACUGGGAAUGGGAAUGGCCCAGAGGAUCGGGGAACCGGGGAAAACCGCCCGGGGGGUCAUGGAGAUGGCAACCGGGAUCCUGGAAAUGGCGGUCCACUCGGCCGUCGUAGAAGAAGCCAGAGAACUCGUCAACUUCAGUGUCCAUUCAGGUACCCUCCACAAACACACAAUAGGCACCCAGACGAGAAUCCGCCUUGUAAACCCGCUGUUUACCCGUGGUUCGCGUAUCUCUUGCGCCACAUCGAACGUGCCCAUGGUCUGUAUUUGUGUAUUAAUUGCUUCAUGGCAUUUACCGCCGCAGAUCUUUGUAAAAGCCAUAAAACUCAGUGCCCCGUCAGGCACAUGGACAGCUCAGAAAAAUGCACCCGCAUUUACGCAGCAAUCUACCCAAAUGCACCUUACCCCUCGGACAGUCGUUCAUACGCUGCUCUAUCCUCACGAUCGGUAGCCCAUUCGCCUCAUGAUCAACUUGCUUUGGGUUCUAAUACCGCAUUCAGUCCUACAAUGACUAGCCAACCCAGCCUUGAAGAUAGGGUCGCUCGCCUUGAAAUGCGCCUGGCUAUUUGGGAAAGCCACUACCCAACAGCCAAUCUUCCUUUCGAUGAAGAUAUCCGAACUGCCAACUUCUCAAUGAGUCAACCCGUCAAUCCCUCGCCAGAGGAACCGCCCGAGCCCAAUAUGCAGGAGCUGGAAGAUUCCAUGCUCGACAGAGACAUGGACUUCGACUUGUCCAAUAUGGAGAACCACGAGAAUCCUUUAUACAUGGCUGCCGUCAUGGAAGGGCCUCGACCAGUCUCCGACAACCUGGCGAUGAACGUGGACCCGAAUCAUAUUCCCAGUAAUAAAGUCGGCGAACAAGAACAAGGGCAUGCUGGCGAAGACCAUUUCUGGCAGAUGUAUGGCCAACAGUGGGGAUGA